GGGUCGGGGCGGGACGGCGCGCGCGAGCCCGGGGUCUACGUGGGCACGCGGGCGGCGUGGGUGCGCGGGGGCAGGGCCAGGCGGCGCGCGCUCCCUGGCUUGCUGGGCUGCGGGCAGUGCUGGGGCGGGCCGGGAUGGCGCCUCCUCCGCCUCCGCCCCAACUGUUGCUCCUGGCGGCCCUGGCGGGGCUCCUGGGUCCCAGUGAGGUGGUGGCUGAGCCGGCUGAGGAGGCGGGAGCCCGUUGUCCCGAGGGCCUGUGGCCUCUGCCCCCACAGGUGUCGCCAAGAGUGACCUACACACGGGUGAGUCCACGGCAGUUCUGUUCCCCUGAGUUUCCUUUGUAUUCCCUGCAAGCGGAGUCCAGGAGUUCUCUUUUGGCAUCUCCUACAGCAUCUGACACAAGUGCUGAGCGUCAGGCUGAGGAUGUCAGCUUCCUCUACCAUCCCUGUGCCCACCCCUGGCUGAAGCUCCAGCUUGCCUUCCUGGCCCACAUCUGCGUGGCCCAGCCCUUACUGGCCCCUGACUCCAGUCUCACCCAGGAUCGGCCCCUGGUACUGGCAGCAUGGGGGGUGGCACUGGAGAUGGCAUGGGUAGAGCCAGCCUGGGCUGCCCACUGGCUGAAGAGGAGGAGGCGGCGGAAGCAAAAGAAGGAGAAAGCAUGGUUUCGCUCUGACAGUUUUUCUGGGCCCUAUCCCUUGGUGCCAGCACCGGGCAGAGGGAGGCUGUGCCGGAGAGGGUGCGUGCAGGCCCCGGCUUUGGCCUUUACGCUGCGGAGCUGGAGGCCCCCAGGCGUAGAGGUGGCAUCUAGAGGGCCUACGCAGCUCUUUCCUAGUGGUGCCAAGAGGCGUGGGCUGCGGGCUGCCCUUGGUCUCCAGCCCACCCCCUCAGCCCUGAGGUUCCGCUCUGUUUCCCCACGGAGCAUGGAGGCCAAGCAGCCUAUGUUGGGACCCCAGGGUGCAAGGGAUAAUGCCCCAUCUGUGCCCACCGGCCCACUGCUGCUUGGGGGGCCUGGAAGCAAUGUCAGUUCCAGGCUAGAGGCUCAGGUGCCCAAAGGGCAAAGCAGCCCAGGGGUCUGUGCCUGUCCAAGUCAGGCUUCCCCGGCCGCUCGGGCAGCAGCGCCUCCGCGGGCAGCCCGGGGCCCCACCCCGCGCACAGAGGAGGCCGCCUGGGCUGCCAUGGCCCUGACCUUUCUGUUGGUGCUGCUCACCCUGGCCACGCUCUGCACGCGGCUGCACCGAAACUUCAGGCGUGGGGAGAGCAUCUACUGGGAGCCCACAGUGGACAGCCAGGACACAGUGGCUGCGGUGCUGAAGCGGAGGCUGCUGAUGCCCCCUCGCCGGGUCAAGCGCUCCCGCCGGAGACCCCUCCUCCCACCCACGCCGGACAGCGGCCCGGAUGGGGACAGCUCCGAGUGACCUGCCCCAGCCCUGCCACUGUGGCAGGUCUGGCUCCUCCUCCCGCCGGGAGGCUGCGACCUCCGCCACGUGGACCGCGCGCAGGGCCGCCCCCUGGUGGCCAGAUAGCGCAGUCCUGCCUAAGCGCUGCAAAAGGCCUGGUCCUUAGUGUGUGGUUUGCUGGGAGGGAUGGGGAGGGGGAGAGGGAGGAGAGAAAAAGGAGCUGUCUCAGCCUCCGUUGCAAAAACUCCGUUUUUCUUAUUAAAUUAUUUUAGUAGA
Messenger RNA from Balaenoptera acutorostrata (minke whale), 1673 nucleotides. RefSeq names its product tumor protein p53 inducible protein 13 (gene TP53I13). Gene Ontology annotation, cellular component: cytoplasm. The record is from RefSeq and is a predicted model, not a curated record. NCBI's taxonomy places the organism in Eukaryota, Metazoa, Chordata, Mammalia, Artiodactyla, Balaenopteridae. The coding region runs from base 135 to 1415 and encodes 426 amino acids. The transcript has 8 exons.